AUGGCACGUUUCCUCUCAUUCACCAAGGAGGUGGCCGACAAGCAUUUUGCUAUCGAGCUCGGGUGUGGCUUUGGUGCUCCGUCAAUGGCGAUAGAGGACACGGUGGAAAGAGUGAUAGCGACAGACCUGCCGGAAGCUGUGGGAUCGUGUCAAGCUAGGGAGUGGCAUGCGCUCGACUGGGCCUCACCGGAUCUCAGUUGGGUAGAAGACGACUCGAUUGACCUCGUCAUUGCAAGUGAUGUUGUUUAUAAUGUCGAUGGUGUGCAGUUGUUCCUCGACGUACUGAACGCGUUGCGGCCGAAGUUGAAGAUGGACGUUUGCAUGUGA
Perkinsus marinus ATCC 50983 is the source of this 327-nucleotide messenger RNA. RefSeq names its product Nodulation protein S, putative. The transcript has a single exon. The record is from RefSeq and is a predicted model, not a curated record. Lineage: Eukaryota; Perkinsozoa; Perkinsida; Perkinsidae. The coding region runs from base 1 to 327 and encodes 108 amino acids.